GCGGCGGAGAAAUUCAGAACCAGGAGAAGAAACAGCGUCUAGUUUUCCCUGUAGGACUAACAAUGACCAAACUUCGCCGUCUUAAUCGCCAAUCUCUAAUUAAUUUAGAUUUAAUAUCCCAGACUUGCAGAACUAUCAGUAGAACAUGCAGGCUGUCAGCUGCUCUCUUCUGGUUCGCUUUUCUCUUCUCUGGCCUGUGCGCUUCUACAGCAGAUGCUGCAUCAAAAACUAUAGUUGGUUAUGUGAAUGGAACAAUCACCCUACCGUGCCAAACUAACCGCACGGACAACCUCCUCACGGUGGAGUGGUCGAAGGAUAGAGGUUCGAUCAUCACCCUCCUGUUCCGCCAUGGCCAAGAGACUAUAGAGGAGAAGAAUAAAGCCUUCCUUAACAGGACCAGUAUCUCAGUGGAUGGAGUGAAGCAGGGGGACAUCUCUCAGACCAUUACAGAGCUGCGGCUGUCUGAUGGGGGCCAGUAUGAGUGCAAGACCAGGUUGGGGAGCCAGCUGCAGAUUGAAGCAACGCUGAAUCUCAUUGUGGGUGCUGUAUCUGAGCCACAGCUAUUAUUUGUUCCUCUGGGAUUGACAGUGGAGUGUAGAGCCGAGGGCUGGUUCCCAGAACCUAACAUAACGUUCCUGGAUGCCAGCGGCAAUGAGAUGAAAGCCGAACCGGCACAUGGCGCUCUGCAGCCAACUGGAUAUUUUACUGUGACAAGGAGAUUGUCUUUACAGACUGACACUGACAGAGUGAACUGCAGCGUUUACCAGCCGCUGCUAAAUCAGAGAAGAAAUGCAUACGUUCCAGGUUUCUGCAUGAAAUAUUGCUAUAAGGAAAUCCUGAUCACAGGGGUGAUCACAGGUGCUGCGUUUGUACUCGUCUACAUUUUAUGGAAGAAACAAAGACUUCUUUUUCCUUUCUUCACGUGUCGGACGCAGAAACCAUCUCAUCCAACACAGCAGGCCAAUCCCACUGCAGCACCCAGGGAUCAGGCAGAACCUGCCGAAAACACUUACUUUAGCAAACAAAUCGAAGAGCUCAAGUCAAACAUUUUUGAGAAAGACAAGCUGAUUGCCAAAUUAGAGGCAGACCUAAAAGAACUUCAAUCCAAAUGCAACACAGCUCAGCAGCAGGACCGGCCUGAAACUGACCAAAGUUCCUCACGUCAACAAAUUAACCAACAAGGUAACACACCACCAACAGCCAGCUUGACAAGUCUCAGUGGAAAAUCUGACCAGACAUCCAAGGGGAAAGGCUCCAAACCAGGUUUUUCAGUGCAGCAUCUGCCGACCGCUCCUCUGAAAAGUGGCACACAAAAAAGCCUUCCAGCUCUUGCUACAAAUGAAAGCAAUAUCUUCCGUUCAGGGAGUUUUUCUGGUAUUCGUCCAACUUCUGUCCAGGCUCUGCGCAGGAACACUAUGCCUGCUAACCGGUUCAUGGUUCUGGCAGAUCUAGCUGAAGAGUCAGAGUCUCUGAUUUCUGAGAAGACCAAACAAAAUCAUUAGCAGGGGAUUCUUACAUAAGCAAAGUUAUGUGGAUGUACUUAAUGUUUGCGUUAACAGUCUAUGCAUCUGAAAAACAAAAACAGAAAUGUAUUAAGAUCCUUCAGAUAAAUAAGCAUCUGGUCAGAGGAGGGCUGACACCAAAGACGACAUUCAAAUAUUUUCUUUCUCCCAUUUAUGUUGGGAAUUACGAUAUGAUCUUUUUAACAUUUGGCUUUUUAGAGUGUCAUAAACCUGCUCUGUCCUUUGGCCCACUUUAGCUUUAGCAAUAGCUUUUUGUUUAACUUUAGCGUGACAGCAAGGGUCAAGUGGUUUCUGGCAUGCCAGUUUUGAAAAAUGGUAUAUUACUUUUUCAUGACUACAAAAAAUAUGUAUAUGUCAAUAAAACCAAAUUAGGAUAUUUAGCACCCAUGUAAAACCAUUGAUGAAACCAG
Molecule: messenger RNA, 1933 nt
Organism: Cyprinodon variegatus (sheepshead minnow)
Lineage: Eukaryota; Metazoa; Chordata; Actinopteri; Cyprinodontiformes; Cyprinodontidae
Product: selection and upkeep of intraepithelial T-cells protein 5-like
Exons: 7
Coding region: 63-1502 (479 amino acids)
Source: RefSeq, a predicted model, not a curated record